AAAACUGCCUCCACAACAAGACCUCAAAAUUUAUCUCAACUGUCGUUGGAUGAUAUUUCGCACAAAGGAGAUGCCACAGUUCACCAUUUUCUAAUUGGUACUUGUACUACCAUUUUAUUAGCUAGUAGAACAGGAUACCCAACCAAGCUCUAAGGAUGAAGACUUGCGGUGUAGCGGCUCUGGCCGUUCUUUCCACACUGGCCUUGUCAAGGUCAGCCAAUGCUCAGGCUCUCUCAAACCUUGCUUCCGCGUCAUGUCCCUUGAACUGCCAAGCUGAUGGGGCAUGCGCCAGAGGAAAUGCUGACUUUAGUGAAUUUAUGGCAAUUGCAAACAAUGUCCCCUUCAUGAGAGACCGUGACAGCGGAGGUUUCUAUUGUCAAUGUCCACCAGGUCGAACUGGCCUUCUGUGCGAACGCGAGUAUCAGACCUGUGGCGACGGAGCUCACUUCUGCUUCCACGGUGGAAAGUGCCUGACAGGUCUCAAGGAUGCUUUUGGAGUCGAUCAGCAUUAUUGUGACUGUGGCGAUGCUGAGUUUGAGGGAAAGAACUAUGCCGGCAAGUACUGCGAGGCCGAGGCAGUAGAUGUUUGUGGAAUUCAACCAGAAUUCGGUGUCGUCUUUUGUACCAAUGGCGGAAAGUGCCGCGAAAACUUUAUGGACUACUUAGACCAGCCCUGUAUCUGUCAGAAUGGAUUCGAAGGACCUCACUGUGAAUACGAGCAUGGAAAAGUUCCCGGAUGUGAUCUUAUGUGCGAAAAUGAUGGGCACUGCAGAAUUGGAUCUAAGGAUUAUCCACCGAAUGAAGCAUACAGAGAGUUUUGGAAGACUCAUGAUGACAACAGAUACUGCGCGUGCAAGCCAGGCUACUUCGGAUUGCAAUGCGAGAUUCAGGGCCAGCGCUGUGGAGACGAGCAUUGCUUCAAUGGAGCAACUUGCGUCGAUCAAGAAAUGGGAGAUGGCACAACUCGACACUUUUGCGAUUGCACAACUGCAAAUGAUCGAGGCUCGUCAUUUGCCGGUCAGCGCUGUGAGUCUGAGUCAACUUCGUUCUGCACAAAGCUGCCGGAUCACAAUGGACACCAAUUCUGUGUCAACGGAGGACAGUGUCGAAUGGACUCACAUCUAGGGUGCGACUGUUUGGAAGGGUUCAACGGGCCCAUUUGCGAGUUCCGAGAUUCUGUGAAUGACAAUUCUGAGGAGUGCAAGCUAACAUGUAAGCACAACGGAGUCUGUCGACGCGGCGCCAAGGAUGUGGGAUUCUUAAAGAAGUUCAACGUGGACAUGCCGAACCUCGAAGCGACGGCCUCCAACAACUUUGAGCACUGCGUUUGCCCCAAGGGUUACGUCGGCCUCCAAUGUGAACACAGGGUCGAGGUCUGCCCCGGUGGCGAAUCCAUUUGCAUGAAUGGAGCAUCGUGCGUGCCCGAUGAUAGUGACGGCAGACUGAGGUACAAGUGUGACUGUGACUCAGUUCAUACACCUUUCCACAAGUAUGCUGGAGACUUUUGCGAGCUUCGAUCCACAGAUAUGUGCACCCUCAAUGGUCGUGUGGGUGCCGGUUUGAACAAACAUGCAUUUUGCGUCAAUGGAGGACGAUGCCGAGAUCAUGUUGGAGAAAACGACAAGCACCCAGGUUGCACUUGCCCAACAGGUUUUGAAGGCGAGCAUUGUCAGAAGCUAACUGCAGCAGCGCAUAUACAUGACAGUGUCGUAGAGGACCUCCAAACCAACAACAAUGAAAGCAGCGGAGGGGAAGGUGGAGGAUUAUCCACAGGAGGAACUCUUGCGAUUGUGUUGUUUGUCAAUCUUGCUGCAAUUGGAGCCGUCGCGUACUUCUUUUACAGGAGGCAGAGCCGUGCUGCCAGCUUUGAGCCACGACCGACCAAUUUGAUGGCUCGUGACGCACCGCAGCCUCCCACUCUCGAAGAAGUCCUCUCCAAGGGCAGCUUCCAUGACUACUCGGAAAGGAGUAAUUCACACUGCAGUCGAGUCCAUGAUGAUGAUGACGACGGCGACGGCAUCUUCAAGGUUGACGAGAAAGCCAACAUGGUGAAUGUGGCAAUUAUUUGAGGGAACGCUCCUCUCCUUUGAGUUCUCUUGUUCCGAGGAACUUUGUAGUGUAUUUAUAUUGAUAGGUACAUGUCUACUGGUAGCUAUAGUGACCGCGUCAGGUACCCAAACUACUAGCUAGAGGCAGGAAUGCCCAAGCCCAGGGAG
Molecule: messenger RNA, 2216 nt
Organism: Seminavis robusta
Lineage: Eukaryota; Bacillariophyta; Bacillariophyceae; Naviculales; Naviculaceae
Source: the annotation of a GenBank genome assembly